CUCGUCCGUGGAGUCCUCUGUCUGUGCCUCAUACCGGCGGUAGCAGCCGCAGCUCCUCUGAAGACGCACUACACGUCUAGCCCGCGGCGGUACCUGCUCUCUCCUCGCUGCGCUUUUAGGGAUCUUGCUUUAACUUCCACUGUUCCUGAUGACUGCCAUUUCUUAAUUACAUUCCGAAACGAAAGAUAUUGACAUCUGAAAACGUUGUGCGAUCUUCUUAUAGCCUUCUCCAGCUUUGUGAGCAUCAACUAUUUUCAGUUUCAGAUUUCUAGACAACUGCUUAGAAGAACCCAUGGUGCUGAUUAUUGGGGCAAGGUCCAUUUUGAAAAAAAAUAAUGAUUCGUAGAAAGGACUUAGAGAAAUAUCGGGAUUUGGAUGAGGAGGAGAUUCUAAAUAAGUUAACAGACGAGGAAAUAAGAGCCUUGGAAGGAGAACUGGAAGAAUUAGAUCCAGAUAAUCAGUUAUUGCCUGUUGGCUUAAGACAAAAGAACCAGACAAGCAAAACACCAACAGGACCCUUCCAGCGAGAAGCCCUACUAGGCCAUUUAGAAAAGCAAGCUAAGGAAAUGAAAGACAAAGAAGAUUUGGUGCCUUAUACUGGAGAAAAAAGAGGAAAACCAUGGAUUCCCAAGAUUAAGCCGGUAAAUCCUGUUUUAGAAAGUGUCACUCUUGAACCAGAACUGGAAGAAGCCUUGGCCAAUGCCUCUGACGCUGAGCUGUGUGACAUUGCAGCUAUCCUAGGAAUGCACACUCUGAUGAGUAACCAGCAGUAUUAUGAAGCCCUUGCAAGCAGCAAUAUAGUCAAUAAAGAAGGAUUAAACAGUGUAAUUAAGCCAACACAAUAUAAACCAGUUCCCGAUGAAGAACCUAAUUCAACAGAUGUGGAUGAUACACUGGAACGAAUAAAAAACAAUGAUCCUGACCUUGAAGACGUUAAUUUGAACAAUAUAAGGAACAUUCCUAUACCUACAUUAAAAGAUUAUGCUGAAGCAAUGAAAAAUAAUACCUAUGUGAAGAAGUUCACCAUUGUGGGAACAAGGAGCAAUGAUCCUGUUGCAUUUGCUUUGGCAGAUAUGCUAAAGGUCAAUACUACACUAAAGAGCUUAAAUGUGGAGUCUAAUUUUAUCAGCGGAACAGGAAUCUUAGCUCUUGUUGAAUCUCUGCAGCAAAACAUAUCAUUGGUUGAGCUGAAGAUAGACAAUCAGAGUCAACCCCUUGGUAAUAAAGUGGAAAUGGAAAUUGCAAGUAUGCUAGAAAAAAAUUCAACACUCCUCAAAUUUGGUUAUCACUUUACUCAACAAGGACCGAGACUGCGAGCAUCUAAUGCAAUGAUGAACAAUAAUGAUCUUGCUCGUAUACAUAGAUCUGAUGUGUCGUGGCAUAACUUUUCAGCUCUGGACCUGGAGGAUGUAUAAGUAUAGAUACAAUCUCUAUACAUUUCUCUUGGCAACACUUCAUUUUCUAUGCCACAGGCAGUACUUUGGUCUGCCACCCUGUGGCUCUUUACAGCACUUCUGAAACCUUGCUUUCUUCAUUUCACCACAAUGCUUUUUCUCCUGCUCAGAAUUUGAUUGUUUUGACCUUUUUCUUUACUGUAUUUAUUUUUAUAUUAUUCUCAGUCAUUUCAACUGAUGUUGAAUUGUUUAAAUAUAAUUUGCAUCUAUAAGUCCUAUGAUAAAUCGCCUCUGUUCCUUGCAGACUAAAGUAUAUCACAUGGUACUACUUAUAGAUAAAAUCAAUAAACAAGGAAUAGAUUUUCUAUUUAAGGUACAAAAAUAAUAUAUGUACAAAAAAUAUAGAAAAAUAAGUUACAUAUUUUUUUUUAAAUCUGUUUCCCCAAAAUUUUAUAAAACCAUGAACCAUUGAUAUAUAAUUACAUUUUCUAUAGCUGAUCGAAAUAUACUUUAAAAGUUUAUUAUUUUAAAAUGAUGACCGUAAGUGAUAUUUCUUAAUAAUGCAACACUUGGCAGGUAAAGUUUGAAACUAAAAAGAUUAUUAGAAUAAAGUCCUAAACCUAUAUUUGUAGAACUGUAUAUUUAAGCAAUGAACUACUAGCAUUUUCUAAAAAUACAGGGACAGUCAUGACAGAUUGGGAGUAGUGCCCCAACCACUGUUCCUACUUAUCUCAGGCUAUGGUCCACAGGAGCAAAAAGGAGGUCAGACAGGCCAGGUCAGCUACACAUGGGCAGAAUAAGUACAAAAGCAACAGACAAGGGGUUAACUAGAAAGAAGCCACCGUCAAAACCAAAAGGACAGUGCCCUACACAAAUAAGAUCAAAAGCAAUGUCAGGGCAAGCAAGGAUCAAACCAGGAGAAUAGCGUAGUACAAAAUCAUCAGGCAGGAAGAGUUGCCAGGGAAGAGGUAAGGUCACUAAAAGUCAACAUUAUGCAGGAACUAAAGACGGUGGCAUCUGACAGCAAAAGAAGCCUGUUUAAAUCCCCCACAGUGGGGAUGGAUCCGGGGUAGGCUACAUAUAUUACAGACACAGGACAAAAUCUGUAAGAUUGUAUAUGUGUGCACAUCUAAAAUAAAAAAUUGAGGAAGAGGGGGAAACUGUGAUUGGUAAUUUAAUUUUAUAUGAUGUUGGAUUAAUUUAAAAAGAGAAAUUAAAGGGGUAUUCCAGGAUUUUUUUUUAUUUGACUAUGCUACAGGGGCUGUAAAGUUAGUGUAGUUCAUAAUAUAGUGUCUGUACCUGUGUGUGACGGUUUUCUCACAAUUCUUCUGUGAUUUUCACCCCAAUAUUUAUUUUUAUCAGCACACAAAAUGCCUGUUGUCUCGAGUUUUUCCCAGCUUGCAAUGUGGCCGAGACCUGACUCACUAGUCAGCUGAUGACAGGGAGCCUGUCUGCUUCAAUGGGUGGAGUGAUCGCUUGGUGGGAGAGAGAUCAAUCUGUAACUAAUGCUACAGCUGUAGGCACCCUGAUUGAAAACCACAGGUCUUUUGAAUGGAUGCAGCUCAUUUAUGUUUCAAUGGGUUGGGUGGCUGAUGUGUGGGAGGGAGGAAGAUUUUAUUAUGGGAUUUGUAGUCAAAAAAAGAAAAAUCAAACAGGAAAUACCAGUUCACAAAAAGCUAGCCACAGUGUUAUGGUAAUCUCAUGAUAUAGCCAUUUAGCCCCAAGACAAGCGCAGAUCAUUCCUAAGCAUGUCCAUUACUGUCUGCCAGGUACAUACUAAAAUCACCUUAUGGUGGAUAACCCCUUUAAGCUUAUAAAAAUUUAAUUAAAAGGGGUUGUUUCACCGACAGCAUUUAUCCACAAUGUUUGAUCACAGAGGCCAAACCGCCAGGGCCCCCAGUUAUCACAAGAACAGGGAUACUGUGUGCAUACUUCUGCUCUAUUCAUAGUGUUAUAGACUGGUAGAGAUACAUGAGCACUAUACUCAGCUGUCUCCAGCAGUCCUAUAUGCAGUGAAUGGAGUGACAGUGCGCACGUAUGACCACUGCUACAUUCAGAUGGGAAAGUUGGUUGGAUUUCCAGUAAUUAUACAUUAAUCACUGAUUUAGUAAAUAGGGGAUACAUGUAGGUAGGAAAGCCCCUUUAACAUAAAAGUACAAAACAAUGUCUGUCACUAAACUGUCACUGUCAAUAACAUUUGUAAUUCAUAUGUUCACAUUUUCACAGUGAGGAAGAGAAGGCUGGCCGACCUGGAUGGCCCAAUUUUUCCAAGAUGCCGAAGCGGGGUAUAAAGCAAAGGUGAAGAGAACACCACACAGCAGGACCCUUUCAACAAGAGUUUGUGCCAGGGUGUGGAACCCUUAUACCAGGGUUAAAGCCCAACUGUGUUUCAUACCUCAGUUCUUCACAGUGCCAGAAAUUAAGCACCCAAAUUAUGCAGUAUGAUGUCACCAGGGAGCAGAAAUACAACCAUAUAUUCUGGUGAUUCUUAAUUGCAGACCAACCUAACACUGUGACACUUUAUUGCUGUUGGUGUUUCUUGCAUAUUUGGGAUCAGCACAUUGGUUAGUCACAUUUAUAUAGUUCAAUAACCAGCAUUGCAUAUGAUUUACCAGCAAAUAACUUUUACUAUUCAUGCAAAUUAACAGAAUGCAUUGUGCAUUGCCAACAAAAAAAUCACUGAUAAUACUACUGGGACCCCCCACGAUCUUCCGCCAGGUGCCCUGGCUCUCUGCAUGAAUACAGUGUGUCAACCACAGCACGAAGCUGUGACCGAGCCAGAGAUACUCGAACGCUGUAUCUCCGACUCUUCCAUAGAGUGGGGCACCGUACGGGAGAUUGCAGGGGGUCCCAGCGGUCUGUUUUGCAGAUAGAGGAUAUGUUUUUUGAUAUUUUAUAAUUCCUAAAUGAAAUUACAUGACUUUUAGAUUGAUAAUCUCUCAUAUUGCUGAACACAUCUUAAUUUUGUGCCAUGGUAAAAUAUUAAUUCUUUACACAGGCAUAUCAUAUCGUCUAACUUAAACUCCCUUUUCCACAUUUCAGAUCUUUUAAAAGAUCUGUAUGUUUGCUUGGCAAUAAGUUCUAUAAAUGUAUAUGCAUGUCACGCACAAGAUCAUUAUGACUGUUAUAACUUUAUCCUGACCAUUAGACCUAUAGUAUCAACCUAUUGAUACAAAUGAUAAAAAAAAUAGCACACAAUAUUUACUUCAAGAAAAUGCAACCUUCUAAAAUUAAUCAUAAAACCUUCAUAAUUUAUGAUAUUCUGUAUGAUUUAAAGAGGAUUUCCCAUCAGGAAAGCACCUUUUAGGGAAUAUAAGUGUCAUAAAGGAGGCCUCAUUCCUAUUUGUAAUGCCCUUUUUCCUCUUAUUAGCAAGAGCAGGGAGCGACUGCCAAGAUAAGUUUCCUCUCUGUAGAACACAACAUGACCAUAUAGUACAUAAUGUAUUACAUAAUUGCCAGAUUGUUUAAAUGAGCGACUUAUAGUCCUACAUUGUGACAUAAGAGGCUGUCUGCAGCUACCCCAAAGAACAACAGCUGGAGUUUUCCACCCUUUAUGAUAUGCCGAUACCUAGGCUGCCACACAUCAAUAUACCACAAAGCAGGAGCAACUUCUAAACAAAGCAGUAAGUGUUAAAGGGGUAUUGUGAUUUUAAAAUGUGAUGGCCUGUCACCUUGUUAGCGGUUGGGGUCUGCCUCUGGGCACCUUGUUACUGCUUUGGCCCCUUUAUUCUCAGAAGUCAGACCCCCACCUAGCGAUAUGUCAUCACUGAAUAAGGUGGGAAAAAACGUUUAUGUCAGCACAAAUAUAUUAUCUUGCUUGGUAGUCAAACCGUAGUGCCAGCCAGUGUGCAACUUUUUUGAAGUUUACCUUCAUCUGCCUUUUUGUUGUUAAUCAGAUUGUAAAGUGAUAUUGUAUUUAAGUGUUGUAUCCCAGAAUGAAGAAUGUCAUUGCUGAGCAAUGCCUUACUAUCGCUAUUUUAUUGUCAUCUGCCAUGCAUUUAUUGAUGUGAUAUUUCUGCAUACAGUGGUUAAAUUCAACACGUGUUUUAAUAUACCAAGGAAAAUGCAGUAUAAAAUAUUAGUAGAUAGAAUGAACAGUGUUUAAUACAAACAAUCUUACCACAUGAUUGGUGAUAAAUAGCAAUUAGUUUUAGUUUUUUAUGUGAAGAUCCUUAAUCCUUAGAAGUUCACCAGAGAAUAUGAGCAUGAAAGGUUUGGAUUUGAUACAGAUGUAAACACAUUCUUUUCAUUAUGAAGUUUGUAGGUCACUUGGGUACAGUAGGUUUCAUAUCUACUGUAGUGAGGGUCAUGCAGCUGUAUUCAAGUCCUUUCACGGUUCCUUGCAAAGUGUUAGUACUUGAGUUAUUGAAGUGCCUACUAUGGCCUUCUUCACUAAUAAACAUUCACUUGUUUUGUAAAACGUAAACAUUUUAAGUAUAAAUUACACCUACUGCUCAAUAAAACUAGGGCAAAUAGUUUGAGAUCAUGCCGCUGCUAUGGGGCACUGUCCUUUUCUGUUGGUGAAAAAUUGUUCAGAACUCCUUUCUCCAGGGAAUUGCAUUGUCAGCAAAUUAUUGGAGGGUAGUAUUGAUAACUGGGUCCUGGAAAGCAAGGGGAAAAACACCAAACCUCUCUCGUGGGGGAGCAAACUCAGACACCUUGAUAGAAGGCCCAUUUCAAUGUUUGCUAUGGGGCCCCCUUUCUUCUUUAUAUGCAUAAAUGUAAAUGAGCUAUAUCAGACAUAACUGAAGCAAACAAAAACUGAAAAAGUUUCUCAUAGUAACCAGCUUCCAGGUGUUUUUAAAUAAAAGUGGCUACAGAUCCCUUUUACCUUCGCACCAGUUAUUAUAAAUCACUUCUAUGUGUCAGUCCUUUAACAUUCAAAGAAAAUGUAAUUGCUAUGUAAAAAACAAAUACAUUGUGUGCUGUGUUUUAAGUAUUUAACAAUAGACAUGUACCAAAGAAUCAAUAGCCAUUGUUUAUACAAUAAACCAUAUACCUGUGUCUGUUUGUCAUCUUUCACAUCACUGGUUAGA
This is a messenger RNA of Hyla sarda, 6430 nucleotides long. It is a transcript of the gene TMOD1, whose product is annotated as tropomodulin 1. Gene Ontology annotation, biological process: muscle contraction; pointed-end actin filament capping; myofibril assembly. Gene Ontology annotation, cellular component: myofibril; striated muscle thin filament. Gene Ontology annotation, molecular function: tropomyosin binding. The record is from RefSeq and is a predicted model, not a curated record. Lineage: Eukaryota; Metazoa; Chordata; Amphibia; Anura; Hylidae. Bases 336 to 1415 code for a protein of 359 amino acids. The transcript has 11 exons.